This is a messenger RNA of Aspergillus versicolor CBS 583.65, 1128 nucleotides long. RefSeq names its product NmrA-like family protein. The transcript is spliced from 3 exons. NCBI's taxonomy places the organism in Eukaryota, Fungi, Ascomycota, Eurotiomycetes, Eurotiales, Aspergillaceae. The record is from RefSeq and is a predicted model, not a curated record. The coding region runs from base 184 to 1128 and encodes 314 amino acids.
UGAAAAGUGAAUGAAUAAUUAGCUACUGCCAUUUUUUAUUUUUUUUUUAUUUAUGGAUGAGCUCGGGUUGUUAUAAGCACCGAAAACCGCCAGGUAGGGCUAGAUAGCCGCUGAUAUCCAUCCCAACGACCUCCAUCUUUACAGCUUCUCUACUCUCUACCAGCGGAAACGCAACCUGACAAAAUGAAAAUCGGAAUCGCAGGCAUCACCGGCAAAUUCGCCCGCCGGCUCCUCACCCACCUGCUAUCGUCUCCCUCCCCCCCCUCGCACACCAUCAAAGGCUUCUGCCGAGACCCCUCAAAACUGCCCGAUGAUAUAAAGUCAGACCCCCAGAUCGAACUGAUCCAGGGCACAGCCUUCGACAAAGCCGCCAUUGCGACAUUCGUCCAGGCCUGCGACGUGGUCGUAUGCUGCUACCUCGGCGACGACACUCUCAUGGUCGAGGGCCAGACACUGCUUAUCGACGCCUGCGAGGAGGCAGGGGUUGGCCGGUAUGUCGCGAGUGACUGGGCAUUGGACUAUACGAAGCUGCAACUGGGGCAGUUGUUCCCGAAGGACCCUAUGAUUCAUGUGAAGAGAUACCUGGAUUCGAAGAAGGGAGUGGUGGACGGAGUGCAUAUCCUUGUUGGCGGGUUUAUGGAGCCUGUGUUUAGUUCGUUUUUUGGGAUUGUGGAUGUGCAGGCGGAUGUCUUGAGGUAUUGGGGGGACGGGGAUGAGGUGAUGGAGGGGACGACGUAUGAUGAUGCGGCGAGGUUUACGGCGCAGGUGGUCUUGGAUCGUACGGCGAGGGGGGUUUUGAAGUUUGUUGGAGGUCGUGCUACUGUUCGUGAGAUUGCAGCCUCGUACGAGAAGGUGUACGGUGUCCCAGCGAAACUGGAGAGACACGGGUCUCUGGAGGAGCUGUAUACGACUAUGCAUGCGCUGCGGGAGAAGAGCCCGCAGGAUGUUUACAGUUAUAUGUCCUUGUUCUUCUACUACUACUGGGUCAACGGACAGACCCUCCUUGGGCCGCAGACUGAUAAUUCUCGCUAUUCGGAAAUUCACCCGGUGGACUGGGAAGGAUUCAUGGCCAGCUGGCCGCGAGAGAAGAUUGGGUCGUCGUAUUUUGCUCUGAAUGUACAAGAAUAG